Messenger RNA from Glycine soja, 980 nucleotides. RefSeq lists its product as uncharacterized. The transcript has 2 exons. The record is from RefSeq and is a predicted model, not a curated record. Lineage: Eukaryota; Viridiplantae; Streptophyta; Magnoliopsida; Fabales; Fabaceae. Bases 211 to 843 code for a protein of 210 amino acids.
CUUGCCAUUCAUUGAAAAGUGUUAGUAGCCCAUUUUAAAUUGUCUUUACCUUAAAGAACGGAAAGCUUAUUAGUGGGGGGUUUCAGUACCGGGCCACUGUCAAUGAAGCAUAUCAAUUUGAGCAUCAUAAAGUGUUUGUGUUUCUAGUUUCUAGUUGUUCAAUAUAUAUCCUCUCAUGUGAAAAAAGUUGAUCAAGUGAUCAUUCACACCAUGGGUGGCGUCUUCUACCAUGAAGAAAAGCCACCAAACCAUACCAAGAGAUGCAAAUUCAUUGCAGGGACUUUGAAAGAAGUGUUUUCACACUGUCAAACUUUUAGUUGUCUGAGGCUUUCAACUGCAAGCCUUGAGGAGGAGUGCCCCAUCAUUGAUGAUGUUGAUGAGGUGAUUGUUUCAGAGGUUAGAAGCCAAGUUAUGGAGAAACAAAAGCACAAGCCAAGCCCAUUGAGAGAAGGUUUUUCCUUGGCAUACUCUCCUGCAACAAGGGAACUGUAUGUCACUCACAGUCACACAAUGGCACCACAAGCAAGGGUGGUAGUAGGUGAUGAAGAACACGACGAAAGAGAAGAGUUUUUUUCGGUUAAAAGUUGUCUCUCGUGCUGUUCUUCGAGUGCUGUGAGUGACCAAGCAUUUUAUUCUGUGAAGACAAACCUGUCUAGAUGUUCAAGCAUGAAUGAGGUUGAAGUCUCAGAAUAUUGGAGACGUUCAAUAAUUCAAGAGUUUUGCCACUGCGAGGGAUGGCCUUUUGGGCUGAGCCGUAAAGCUGUGUUACUUCCACCACUGCCUAAGUCACCGUCUGAGUCAUGGUUGUCGCGCAAAAUACAACGAAGUACCAAAGUUACCUGAAUUUAUUUGGCUUUUACAUGUUCUGUUUUUUCCUGUCUUCAUAUAUAGACUAUAUGAACUCUCGCACAAUUAAGUAACACUUGAUUGAUCAAUAAUCUUUCCAAAAUAACACGAUCUUCGAUGGCUAACUGGCUGAA